AUGGGGAAAGCUGCGAGUGAAGAGUUUGAAGAAAUGAUUGAAGUCAAGUGCUACACAGAAAGCACAAAGAUUUAUACAUAUUUGGACAUCAUCACGGACAAAUUCUGGUGCUCAGGUGGAUCUUGGUACUGCUGCAUAAUGGGUUACAAAUCAACAUCAGUGCACUGUGUCUUAAGAAUCCUCUGCUUCACACUUCUCCACUUACUUAGUUCAGCACAAGAUGAAGACAUAAGAAGUUGUAGGACCGCUCCUUUGGGGACAGCAACAGAGGAGGCAGAGUUGAGGGACAUCGCUAACAAGCCAUCAUCGACAUACGUUUUUUCUGUGGAGGACUACAAGGCCAUUUCCAGGAUCAUACAGGUCAUCAGGCAAAAAUUGUGUGAAGAGACUGUGUGCCCAGUAAAGAUUCCUGUUGAUUCACGAGAUGAAAAGGGCUUUGAUAUUCUCUUGCAUUUAAAUCUUGCCAAAAAAGCCAAGAAGACCCAAGGGGCGUUUUAUGGUUCCAAAGCCUAUGAAGUGACAUCUCGAGUUGACCUCAGUACAGCAACAAGGGACCUGUUUCCUGAUGGACUUCCACCGUCAUAUGUUUUUGUGUCCACGCUUCGAUACAAAGGAUCAGUCACCAAGGAGGAGUGGGACUUAUGGAGGAUCCAGACGCGAAAGGGCAACCCUCAGAUGGCUGUGACCUUAAAUGGAUAUGAGCGAACAGUGUCUUUCACAACAACCAGUGAGGCACCGACUGGAACUCAAACUGUUACAUUCUCUCAGCAGACCGCCUGGAAACUGUUUGAUGAGAAGUGGCACCAGUUGCGUCUGCUGGUCACUGAGGAGGAUGUGACUCUUUAUGUGGACGAUAUGGAAAUUGAAACCCUCCCUUUAGAGCCCCCAGUUGGCAUCUUCAUCAACGGAAAAACACAAGUCGGAAAAUACGUCCAGAAAGAAUCCACCGUGCCAUUUGAAAUUCAGAAGCUGCGUAUCUACUGUGACCCUGAGCAGAACACCAGAGAAACAGCCUGUGAAAUACCUGGAGUUUGUUCCAACAGCCCUGAUGCUGAGCCAACUGACAUGCCUUGUAUCUGCCCUCCUGGCCCAGCUGGAUUUCCGGGUUCUAAGGGCCAACAAGGCAAUAUGGGUGAGCCUGGUCAACCUGGACCUGCUGGUGCUGAUGGUAAGCCUGGGGUUCCUGGUGUGAGAGGGAGUCCCGGGCUGCCGGGUCCGCCAGGGGCAGGGGGACCACGCGGCCAAAUGGGGUACAAAGGGGAACCAGGGAUUCCAGGUGUUAUGGGAGAAAGAGGUAUUCCAGGACUACCUGGACAAACAGGGAAACAAGGAGAAAAGGGGUCACAGGGAUCCCCUGGAAUUUCUGGGUUUCCAGGAAAGACUGGCCAAAUGGGAGAAAAGGGAAAUAUGGGACCUCCCGGGCCAUCAGGUUACCCAGGAAAAACUGGCCCACAAGGCAGAGAUGGAAAGGAUGGACUUCCAGGAAUACAAGGAGAUAAAGGAGAAGUAGGAAUAAGUGGUAUUCCUGGAAAUGAUGGAAGACAAGGUCACCCAGGGAUUCCUGGAUUGCCAGGAAACACUGGUAUGGAUGGACUAAAGGGAGAAGCUGGGUCUCCUGGUCUCAGGGGUUUUCAAGGAUCAGUUGGACCACCGGGUGAGAUGGGUUUACCUGGUCCACCUGGUUUACAAGGACUACAAGGAAAUAAGGGGAAUAAAGGUGAAAAUGGAAACCCAGGGAUACAGGGUGCUCCAGGAUCACCGGGAAGCACUGGUGUUCCCGGAAGAUCAGGUCAAUCAGGACACCCAGGCAUGCAUGGAAUAAAAGGCAGUAAGACAAAAGCUGUCAAUCACUUUACCUCCUGGGCAGAGGGGCAAAGAGGAAAUUCAGGCGAAAGAGGUGAGAUGGGAAUAAAGGGUGAAAAAGGAGAGCAUGGACCACCAGGCAAUAAUGGCAUGACUGGUCCAGUUGGAGUCAAAGGCGAACAAGGGGCAUCAGGAGAGCCGGGGCAGAGGGGUCAUGAUGGUCAGAUGGGACGUCCAGGACAGCCAGGUCAGGCAGGGACUCCUGGCCCUCGUGGAAUACAGGGGGACACAGGUCCUCAAGGCCCACCAGGCCCUGCAGCACGGCCUGUCACUGAAAUGUCAGAAUCACAUAUUCGCCAAAUUUGCAGAGACAUUCUUCAAUCUGAAUUACCCCAGCUUUUGAUAAGCGAUCAACGAAGAAGCUGCUCUUCAUGCUACAACCAGCCUGGAUCUCCAGGACCACCAGGACCAAUUGGGCCUCAAGGACUGAGAGGUCUUCCCGGAUUCAGUGGUGCAAGGGGACAACCAGGACAUCCUGGUCUCCCGGGACACCCAGGGGCCAAUGGUCUUAAAGGUGAGUCGGGGUUCAAGGGUGAAAAAGGCAGCACUGGUCGAACAGCUGUUGGAGAUCCUGGUCAACCUGGGCCAACAGGCCCAACGGGCCCCUCUGGCUACGGCAAACCAGGCACUCCAGGAAAAACUGGACCUCCUGGGCGAGAUGGAUUGGAGGGUAAAAGUGGUAACCCCGGCGUCCCGGGCCAGCCUGGUGUAUGUGACCCGUCCAUGUGCUAUGGAAGUAUGAUGAGGCGUGAUCCUUACAGCAAAGGUCCCAACUAUUGA
Messenger RNA from Knipowitschia caucasica, 2643 nucleotides. The record is from the annotation of a GenBank genome assembly. Lineage: Eukaryota; Metazoa; Chordata; Actinopteri; Gobiiformes; Gobiidae.